CUCUGGAUUAGAUAUCUGAGCUCACUGUGAGCAAAACCCCGAAGUGAAAAUUCUAAGGCUCUGCAAAGUAAAUUAUCCUUCUGUGAAUGUGACACACGCUCUCUGCAGUUCCAUAUGCUGAAGUUAUUCUUACUUAUCAGUUUGACGUGCUUGGUGAGAUCAGAUGCAGAUGAAACAUGCCCUUCAUUCACCAGACUGAGCUUUCACAGUGCCGUGGUGGGUACUGGGCUGCAGGUGAGGCUGAUGCUCUAUACGAAGAGAAACCAGACCUGCGCACAAAUCAUCAACUCAACAGCUUUUGGGAACUUGAAUGUGACCAAGAAAACCACCUUCAUUAUUCAUGGAUUCCGGCCAACAGGUUCCGCUCCAGUUUGGAUGGGAGACUUAGUAGAGGCUUUGCUCUCUGCAGAACACAUGAACGUGGUUGUUGUUGAUUGGAAUCGAGGAGCUACCACUGUCAUAUAUACCCACGCCGCUAAUAAGACCAAAAAAGUAGCCAUCAUCUUGAAGGAAUUUAUCGACCAGAUGUUGGCGGAAGGCGCUUCUCUUGACAACAUUUAUAUGAUUGGAGUAAGUCUAGGAGCCCACAUAUCUGGAUUUGUUGGAGAAAUGUAUGAUGGGCAGUUGGGGAGAAUUACAGGUCUCGAUCCUGCAGGCCCUUUAUUCAACGGGAGGCCCCCCCAGGACAGAUUAGAUCCCAGCGAUGCGCAGUUCGUUGAUGUCAUCCACUCCGACACUGAUGCACUGGGCUACAAGGAACCGCUAGGAAACAUAGACUUCUAUCCAAAUGGAGGAUUGGAUCAACCUGGUUGCCCCCAAACGAUAUUUGGAGGAAUAAAGUAUUUCAAGUGUGACCACCAGAGGUCCGUGUACCUGUACCUGGCUUCCCUGAGAGAGGACUGUGAGAUCACCGCCUAUCCCUGUGACUCCUACAGGGACUACAGGAACGGCAAGUGCACCAGCUGCGGCACACCAGAGCAGUCCUGUCCCGUCCUGGGCUAUUAUGCUGACAAUUGGAAAGACUACUUAAAGCAGAAAGAUCCUCCGAUGACUAAGGCGUUCUUUGACACAGCUGAGAAGGAGCCAUUCUGCAUGUAUCAUUACUUUGUGGACAUUAUAUCUUGGAACAAGAACAUCAGAAGAGGGUCUAUUACAAUCAAAUUAAGAGACAGAGAUGGAAACACCACAGAAUCUAAAAUCGAUCAUGAACCAGCCACAUUUCAGAAAUAUCAUCAAGUGAGCCUGCUUGCAAGAUUUAAUCAAGAUCUGGACAAAGUGGCAACAAUUUCCUUGGUGUUCUCUACAGGAUCUGUAAUAGGCCCUAAGUACAAGCUCAGGAUCCUCCGAAUUAGGUUGAGGUCCCUUGUCCAUCCAGAGAGGCCCCAGUUAUGUCGGUAUGAUCUUGUCCUGAUGGAAAAUGUCCAGACAGUCUUCAAACCUAUUCUCUGCCCCAAGUUGCAAAUGUAACUGCUGCUGCCGGGGACACGUGGGCAGCAACGAUGUCAGGAAAGCUGCAUCUACGGCCUCUUUUAAAGCUUCACCUGAACUUUUUCUCAAAGCUCAAAAAGCAUGAAAAAAACCAAGGUUAUUUUCAGCAGCGUCCUACAGAUGUCACAUUUCAGAACGUCAAACGACCUUGUGAUUAUAAAACGAUACUGGGAAGGGUGGCCCUAACUAGGGCAAGUCAGAAAUAGCCAGCCUUCUGACAGCCCAGUGCUUUGUCUGGCUGCAUCCUGGGGCCUGUUUGUUCCGACCUGUCGAUUCUGCUGCCCAUCACACAGGCUCUUUGUUCCUCAGGGCUUCGGGUACUCAUCUUAAGGCUAGGUGGGGGGCUGGAGACCUCCCUGUGGACUUUCUGUUCCCUGUGCCGAAUUCUGCACAGAACCCAUCACGCAGAAGGGAACAAAACUGACCUACCUCUCAGGGCUGCUGUGUGGAAGACAAGUCUAUGAAGGGUUCUUUGAAAUCCUAUGGGUACCACAUCUGUGAAGGUGUGAUGAAUGUGAAUAUGUUGUUAUUUAUUUUAACGUGGCUUAGCUCAUAUCCUUUGAUCAUAUCCUUUGAUAGGGGUGGCCCCUCCUUAUCAAUACAGCUUCUCUCUGGGGCAGCAAGAAAGCCACAUACCCCUGUCCCACCCGCUCUGAAGUAAUGCUGGUGCAAAGGAGGUAGAGAUGGGCUGGUGGGCUGAUGGGCCGGUAGCCUGAGGGCAGUGCUGGGUCUAGGGAGGAAGCAGCAGCCCCACACCCCUGGGACAGGGGACCAGCAGGGGAGGAAAGGGCUUGUUUUUCAUCUAAGGUGGAGAAGGAUCAUUUUAUAGGCAACCCUUCUCUUUUUUAUAUAUUUAUUUUUUUAGUUAUAAGUGGUUACAAUAUCUUUAUUUUAUUUUUAUGUGGCGCUGAGGAUCAAACCCAGUGCUUCACAUGUGCUAGGCCAACGCUCUACCUCUGAGCCCCAGCCCCAGCCUGGCUACCCUUCUUUUCCUGUUUAGGUUGUUUGUAUGUUUGUUUUGGCAGUGCUGGGGGCCAUCCCAGAGCUGCACCACGGAACUGCACUCCAUCCCAGGCAACCCUCUUUCUUUCUCUUUCUUUCUUUCUUUCUUUCUGUACUGGGGAUGGAGCCCAGGGAUGCUCUACCCCUGGGCUGUAUCCCCAGCCCUUUUUAGUUUUUAUUUUAAGUCGGGGUCUCAUUAAGUUGCCGAGGCUGGCCUCGAACUUGUGAUCUUCCUGCUUCAGCCUCUGAAGUAGCUGGGAUUACAGGUGUACAGUGCAUAACCAUUAGCUUAAACAGUCUUUAAGAAAUGUUUAUAUUUUCCUUACUAUCAAUGUAAUCCCUGUUUAUUGAAGGAAAUUUUUUAAAUGCACAGUGCAGAAAAACAAAACAAAUCAAAACAAAAACAAUGAUGCUAUAACUUGUUUUGCUAACAUGGGGAUUCAAAGCAUAAACCAGUUUGUUCUCAGAGCAUCUGCAGCCUCCAGUUUGAGGAAUUCUCAGACUUCCCUGGAGGUAGGUGUGACCUCCGAAUCUGGAAUGACAGCAGGAACCACGUCAAGAAAUCCCAGAAGACCAAGUCUAGAAUGAAAGGAGGGCAAUCCCUGGGGCCAGAUGCUCAGCAUGAGAGUGGGUGCAACUGUCUCAAAGUCCUCUACCGUUUUCUAUGAAAACAGCCUUAUUGUACAGAAAUGGACUAUUUCAUAAAUGAUAUAAAUCAGUAUGUGGCUCGUUCUUAGAGAUUUGUAUCUUAGAUUCAUUUGUAUCAAAUACAGCCUAUUUUAUGUAAGGGAUGGAUGGCUGAACUCUGAAGGGAAAAAGGCUCAAUGGCACUUGGACAUCUUGGCCUCUCCCACCACACCUUUCCUCAGCAAUUGCGGACAGAGAGAUCAGCGUGCUGAGAGGCCCUGAUUUCUUUUUAGAGUUUUAUUGUUCCUGCAUUUUGAUUAGCACAGUUACUUUUUUGUCCUCUUUUCCUUAUCUCCAAGCAGGGAGUCAAAACAAUUAUAAGAAAAUGCCAGCAGUAGAAUUUCUAUUAAGUUAUAGACUCUUUGGGUCACUGGGUGCUGGCAUAGGACCUGGAUUACCAUUGUCUGGGCAUCUGUGGGGUGGUGGAUGGAUGGAUGAAGGGACGAAUGAACGGAUAAAGGGAGGGAACUUGUUUAUUGGUAUGGAGAUGAAUUUCAGUGAGUUUCAGAAAUGGAGAGAAGAAGAAGUGAAGAGAGUCACAGGAGUGGUCACUGUCUUCUCAAAAUCUUCCUCCUGACCCCCCUGGAGCUUGUGACUCUUGUUUUCUGUGCCUCUCCUCCUUUUUCUUUGUCUGUAUAUCUAUCUGAAUCCCCAAUCCAUAACACAAUUAAAUUACAGUCUACCCCUUUCCUCCUCUUUUCACCAGUUCUCUCCUACUGGUCAUUUGAAUCUUGGCUCAGGGGCCCCUGCUCUGUUGAGUCUUCUCAGGUCUCAUUUCCACUCAGAGCUCACCAUACUUUUUCCUUCAUGCACUGUUUAUUUUUACAUUUUUUUUUUUAGCUUUUCAUAAUUUUAAUAUUUGGCAGAGACUUAUUCACAAGCUUCUAAUUAAAAAAAAAUUAUGAACAAACUCAUUAGACCUGAGCAAAUUUGCAGAAGAUUUAACAUAUUACAAUGCUUGUUUUCACAGUUAUCAUUUACAGAAAAUUACAAACCAAAGCAACUAAAAUUUACUCUCUACAAACCUCCUACAAUGGUCUACAUCUAUUUGAGUUUAUUUUUCACUAUCUUCUUACACUUUGGAACAGGCAUUUUACAUUAGGAUGAUGUUACUCUUCCUCUCCUUCUGUCAGCUAGAAGAGUCUCCAUUAUCUUGAUUCACAAUCAUAGUGCUCUACCACUGUUACUUCUAGUACAGGUUCCAUCACCAAUAUUAAUUAUGCUCUAAGGAAAAUAACUAACUGCCAUUACAUAGAAAUAAUGGAGGGGUAAGUAAUUGAGAAAUUUCAUUCCCAAGCAUUUUAGAAAAUCACAAAUACAAUCUGGCUUCCUUUUUAAGUAAGAGAAAUCAGCAUGCAUACUAGUUUGAUCCAAAAAUGUAGCUACUCUUUUUUUUUUUUUUUAAAUUUUUUAUUGUGGGUUGUUAAAAACAUUACAAAUUUCUUGACAUAUCAUAUUCCACACUUUGAUUCAAGUGGGUUAUGAACUCCCACCUUCACCCCAUACACAGAUUGCAGAAUCACAUCAGUUACACAUCCAUUGAUUUACAAAUUGCCAUACUAGUGUCUGUUGUGCUCCGCUGCCUUUCCCAUCCUCCCCCCUCCCCCCUCCCCACUACAUUUAUUUUUGUAAUUAUGUGAUUAAUGUCCAUAUUCACUCGUCUGUGAGGCACGAACCAUGUACCUAUGAUAUAGUCUGCCUUCAAGAAAUAUCUAUUAAAUAAACACUCUCUAUCA
Marmota monax (woodchuck) is the source of this 4913-nucleotide messenger RNA. RefSeq names its product lipase H (gene Liph). Bases 115 to 1467 code for a protein of 450 amino acids. The transcript has 10 exons. Gene Ontology annotation, biological process: lipid metabolic process. Gene Ontology annotation, molecular function: lipase activity; carboxylic ester hydrolase activity. NCBI's taxonomy places the organism in Eukaryota, Metazoa, Chordata, Mammalia, Rodentia, Sciuridae. The record is from RefSeq and is a predicted model, not a curated record.